Cydia strobilella is the source of this 2976-nucleotide messenger RNA. It is a transcript of the gene Frmd5, whose product is annotated as FERM domain-containing protein 5. Gene Ontology annotation, molecular function: cytoskeletal protein binding. The coding region runs from base 177 to 1760 and encodes 527 amino acids. Gene Ontology annotation, cellular component: cytoskeleton. Lineage: Eukaryota; Metazoa; Arthropoda; Insecta; Lepidoptera; Tortricidae. The transcript has 12 exons. The record is from RefSeq and is a predicted model, not a curated record.
CAUACCUCAUUCAUACAAAAAAUUCUAAUGCGAAAUUGUAAAUGAAACAAAUGAAAAUUAUCACUAAUUUAUAAAUGGAACCAAAACAAAGUUAAUGCAGUGGAUUUAAUUAAAAAUGUUAAAUUAUUAAAUGUUAGCUUGUAUUAUAAAAACACGAGUAAACAGCACAAACCGACAUGUUCAAAAGUCGAGGCGAUAUUGUUUAUAAAUGUACAGUGCGACUUUUAGAGGAUACAGAGAUAUUAGAAUGUGAAUUCCACCCGAGUUACAAGGGCAAAUACUUGCUAGAGCAUGUAUGCCAACAGUUGAACCUCACGGAGACUGACUAUUUCGGGCUGCGAUAUGUGGACGCCGGCGGUCAGAGGCACUGGCUGCACAUGGCGAAGUUAAUAUUGAAACAAGUCAAAGAUGCAUCGCCAAUACUGUUCAGUUUCCGGGUGAAGUUCUACCCGCCCAACCCGCUGCUUCUCAAGGAAGAUGUCACGAGGUUCCAGAUCUACCUGCAACUGAAGAGAGACCUGCUACAUGGGAGACUUUAUUGCACUUCAAAUGAGGCAGCUAUGCUUGGAGCCCUAAUUAUCCAAAUUGAGCUUGGCGACUAUGACCCGAACAUCCACGUGGGUAACUACGUCACAGAAAUGAGACUGCUGCUCAGACAAACAGACGCUAUUGAAGCUAGGAUACAAGAGUUACAUAGGGAGCCAGUGGAGGGUACUCCGGGGGGCAGCGGGGGCGUGAAAGGCAUGUCCACGCAGGAGGCCGAGCGCACUUUCCUCAAAAUUGCGUGCCAACUUGAUACUUAUGGCGUCGAUCCUCAUCCUGUUAAGGAUCAUAGAAGCAAUCAACUUUACCUGGGCAUCAACCACAGCGGCAUCCUCACGUUCCAGGGCAGUAGAAAAACGCACCAUUUUAAGUGGAACGAAGUGCACAAGAUCAACUUUGAGGGUAGAAUGUUUAUUGUACACCUCAACUAUCCCGAGAAAAAGCACACAGUGGGUUUCAAGUGUCCCAACGGUCCGGCGUGUCGCCACGUGUGGUGCUGCGCCAUCGAGCAAAUGCUGUUCUUUACAUUGGCGUCAUCAUCCGACGCAUGCGUAUACUCCGGUGGGGGUCUGUUCUCAUGGGGCACCAAGUUCAAAUACGUGGGACGCACAGAGCGGGAGAUACUAGAGCGAGAUGGACUACUAGCGCCAAGAGAUUCACAGGAGGAGGGCGGUGGUAAGCGGAAAGCGUCAAGCGUCCCCGCGACGCCUUCAACUCCCAUGACGGGCGACUUCGGAUACAGCAGCCUACCUCGAUCAACGCACAGUGCACCUUUAGAAGAAAGUGGGGGCCUAGCAGGGGGGGCCGAGAUGUGCAACGGGGCUUGCCUGCUGGCCGGGCCCGCCGUCGACAUAGCGCUGGCCCCACAGGAGCUGAGGGCUCAGGACAAACCGGUCCCCUUCGCCUCCGAAUACAUUCUCCGCGACUCGUGCCCCUCCUCCUCCGAGUCGGGCGGCACGGGCGCCCCGCCCCCCGACGACUGGCGUCCCCCUCCCGCCCUCCAGCCGCCCCCUCGCCCCUUCUCCCUCUUGCGCACCUUCAUACCCUCCUUCCUAUUCGUGUGGUUGUCCUUGGCUUUGAUCGCCUUGCUUGUGUUUGAAACUGAUUGGGCGUUGUUCAGACCGUUGAAGAGGAAACCGGAGUUGGUGUCGCUGAGACAUCAUUACUAUGCGCCGUUGAAGGAGUAUUUGAAGAAAAAGGUGUUGGAGUUCUUCUGAUUUUAUCGAGGUAGGAGGUUUAAUUUGCGCGUAGGGUAUUAAUAUUAAGGCGUCUCUGGAUGGCAGUUAAUCGGCUAAAAGCGUAAGUUUAUACAGGUGAUUUCAUUGUUUAAAACUAAAUAUUAAAUUUCUCGCGUGCUCUAACCGAGUUGUUAUAGUAGCGACAUCUUUUGUGAAAAAUGAGCAGUUUUUAGCUUCAUUGACUCCUGUUUUCUUAUUAGCAAUCAUUUCAAUUGGCUGCCGGUUAAUUUUAUUCCACAAAUCUUGACGAAAUAGAAAAUAUACUUCUUUCCUUUUUGAAUUAUGUUUCUUAAUUCCCGGCCACAUAUAUACUUAAUACACUUCUAUAAACUUAUACUUUUGUUAGCAAAUAUUCGCGUAAAUAAGACCAGUUAACGGAGACUUUGUAAAUGAGGUUGUCAUUUCCAAAAAAAACCAUGCCCUGUGAGAUUUGUACGAUAGGAAAAAGUCGGUUGUAAAAUAUAGUAUAGCACGGAAAUAUUUUAGAAGUAGGUACGUAUUUUCGAACGCUGGCAUGAGAAUGUCGGAAUCUGAACGCUUUUGAGAAAAAAUGUCGUGACUUUCAUUUGUCUUUAAGGUCUAGUGUCAAAUUUAAGUCCGAGUGCAAAUGCGACGGAAUUUCGGUGCUUUAAUAUCUGUUAUUUCUAUCUGAUAAUUAUCCUUUAUUUGGAAUGUUCUUCAGUUCCUAGUAAUUAAAAAAUGUAAGAGGUAUAAAAUAAUAAAAAUGCACAAAAAACAUUUAGGUACUAGAUAAAACACACAACUUGUAACUUAGAAAUAUCUUAGUAACCAUAUAAAAAGAUAAAUGGUCGAAACAGGCCAAAAUGGCCUCUUGAAAAUAUGCUUUAUAAUUAUGCGACAGCCUGUAAUAUAUAGGUACUAAAUCUAUUUCAAAUCAACGUAAGUAUAUUGCCCUGGUAGAGAGAAAUGAAAGUCACUUAAUUUUUUAUAAAUAACAAAGUACCUUAUAAAAACUCUAAACAAAUCUUUCAUCCACCUUCUUUUUAAGCUUUUGCCAAACGAAAAAUCCAUGAUGUAACAAAGAAAUAAAUAAUAACUAUGUAUAAAAUAACUGCUGACUAUAUCUAAUACUAGUUCCUUUAAAUGGACCCGAAGUGCAACAUUUAAAAUGUUCUUAGAGGAUUCCGGAAGUGAUUAUCUAGCUAGGCUUUAAUAAGUACGAAAUUCGAAACUA